Molecule: messenger RNA, 1401 nt
Organism: Calidris pugnax (ruff)
Lineage: Eukaryota; Metazoa; Chordata; Aves; Charadriiformes; Scolopacidae
Gene: LMO1
Product: LIM domain only 1
Exons: 4
Coding region: 593-1063 (156 amino acids)
Biological process (GO): positive regulation of transcription by RNA polymerase II
Cellular component (GO): nucleus
Molecular function (GO): transcription coactivator activity; DNA-binding transcription factor binding
Source: RefSeq, a predicted model, not a curated record
AGGAAAAGGAGAAGGAGAAGGAAAAGGAGAGGAGUCCCUGGAAAAUAGGCUCAUUUGUUCACUCCCGAGUGUGCGAAGCUCACCCAUUGAGAGCGAGAGGCAAGGCUGAGGUGUCCUGCCCUCUCCCGAUAUGAUUUGAGAUUGAGAUCCGGCUUAAAUCCGAAGGGAAAACUCUUCACGAGGUUUGAAAGCUGCGUAGUUGCGACAGCCGGGGGUUACGAGCUAUCAAACGCAAUUACGUUAAAAUAGAUUAUACUGUGUAAAUUGAGCCAUUUAGAAGGUGAGAACCAAAGGAACAGCACCGAUCCCCCUUCCGUCUAAAUUGCAGUUUUAGUUCCUUGCAAUUCUGAGGCACAAAAAGUAGGUGAGACUGCUUUUGUAUCUGCAAAGUGCUUUAUUUCUGAGUGUAAUUCUAACUGAGUGCAAUCUAGGUUAAAAGCUGGACAACUGGGUAAUUAGAGCUCACUUGCUGCUAAAGGACGAUCAGCUGUACCGUAGCUCAUUUGUGUUCCCAGAGACUUGUUCUCUUCUCCCCUGAGCGGAGGCUGCUGGAGAAGAAGCAUCUGUCCCCGGACUUUUCUUGAUUGCAGAGAUGAUGGUGCUGGACAAGGAGGACGGUGUGCCCAUGCUAUCCGUGCAACCCAAAGGCAAGCAGAAGGGCUGCGCCGGCUGCAACCGGAAGAUCAAGGACCGGUACCUGCUGAAGGCUCUGGAUAAGUAUUGGCAUGAAGACUGUCUCAAGUGUGCCUGCUGCGACUGUCGGCUUGGAGAGGUUGGAUCAACUCUUUACACAAAAGCAAAUCUCAUCCUUUGCCGCAGAGAUUACCUGAGGCUCUUUGGUACCACCGGGAAUUGUGCUGCCUGCAGUAAACUGAUCCCUGCCUUUGAGAUGGUGAUGAGGGCCAGAGAUAAUGUUUACCAUUUGGACUGCUUUGCCUGUCAGCUCUGCAACCAGCGGUUCUGUGUGGGAGACAAAUUUUUCCUGAAGAACAACAUGAUCUUGUGUCAGAUGGACUAUGAGGAAGGGCAGCUGAACGGGAGCUUCGAGUCCCAGGUCCAAUAACAAACCCUGCUCUGCUUGAAGCACUGUGGGAUGGGCGCCCGGCCGCGCCAGCAGCGAGGGCGCCUGUCAGCUUGCCUGCAAUAUUUUUUUAAUUCUUGGUCCAGAGAGGACUAUAUACAUUGUAGUACUUUUUCCCCCCCAACACAAAGCAGUUACAAUUUUAGAUGUACAGUUGUGCCUGCUUAGCUGAGCACUGCAUUGCCUGUAUGUUUGUGAGUUUUUGGGGUCUGGGGGAGGGCUCUGUACAGUCUGUUUUCUGUAUAUAAACUGGAACAUUUAUUUUAUGAAAAAUGUAAUGCAAUUUUAUUACUGGUGUGAAUUAAAAAUUAUGAAUGUUU